Diaporthe citri is the source of this 234-nucleotide messenger RNA. RefSeq lists its product as uncharacterized. Bases 1 to 234 code for a protein of 77 amino acids. The record is from RefSeq and is a predicted model, not a curated record. Lineage: Eukaryota; Fungi; Ascomycota; Sordariomycetes; Diaporthales; Diaporthaceae. The transcript is spliced from 2 exons.
AUGCCGUCCCAGUCAAGUCAGAGCCCGAGAGUGUCCUCUGCAGGCAGCGCGGAAUUAGGAGCGCCGGGGGCGCAGCGUCGAACCGUCAUAUCGCGACGACGGAUCAAUCCGUCGAAACUCGAGCAGCUUCUCGACACAAGAUUUGAAGACUACAGUGUAGAGUUACAACAAGACCGACUUGUUGUUAUUGCGACGAGGCGACUUUCGGACAUAGAGAUCAACAAGUGUGCUUGA